Molecule: messenger RNA, 1752 nt
Organism: Tauraco erythrolophus (red-crested turaco)
Lineage: Eukaryota; Metazoa; Chordata; Aves; Musophagiformes; Musophagidae
Source: RefSeq, a predicted model, not a curated record
CUGCUGGUUCAGUUUGUUCAGAAUACUUCUAUUCCUCUGGGGCAAGGGCUGGUGGAAUCAGAACCGAAAGACAUCACCUGUCUUUCUCUCCUUCCUGUUACUGAGGCCUCAGAAUGCAACAGACUCAUGUUGCCAGAUGAUGAAAGAGAUCUCACUUCUCCAAGUCACACUAAUUCUUCCAAAGAUGUUUCUUCAUCUGCUGUCUUGAGAAGUCUCCAGGUAAACGUGGGCCCUGAUGGAGAGGAAACAAGGGCACAGAAUGUACAGAAACCAUCUGAACUUCUGUCAACUCCAGAGACUUCCAGUUUAUUGCAAGACCUCCAGCCCAGUGAUAGCACUUCAUUUAUUCUCCUCAACCUAACAAGAGCAGGGCUAGGGUCUCCAGCAGAGCACUUGGUGUUUGUUCAAGAUGAAGCAGAAGAUUCUGGGAAUGACUUUCUCUCUCAUGAUAGCACAGACAGCAGUACCCCAUGGUUCCUACGAGUGCAAGAAUUGGCCCAUGACAGUUUAAUUGCUGCCACGCGGGCACAGCUCGCUAAGAAUGCCAAAGCAAGCAAUAAUGGUGAAAAUGUUCAUCUUUGCUCAGGAGAUGGGCAACCGAAAGACUCUAGCCCCAUUCCUCACUUGUCUCGUGUGGAAAGGAAGCUGAAGUGCACAGUUGAGGGCUGCGAUCGGACGUUUGUGUGGCCAGCUCACUUCAAGUACCAUCUGAAAACACACCGGAACGACCGCUCCUUCACCUGCCCAGCAGAAGGCUGUGGAAAAAGUUUCUACGUCUUGCAGAGGCUGAAGGUGCACAUGAGGACUCACAACGGUGAAAAACCCUUUGUGUGCACGGAGCUGGGCUGUGGGAAACAGUUCACAACAGCUGGAAAUCUGAAGAACCACCUACGAAUUCACACUGGAGAAAAACCCUUUCUGUGUGAGGCACAGGGAUGUGGUCGCUCCUUUGCUGAAUACUCCAGCCUUCGGAAACAUUUGGUUGUUCACUCAGGAGUGAAGCCCCAUCAGUGCCACAUUUGUGGGAAGACAUUUUCCCAGAGUGGUAGCAGAAAUGUGCAUAUGAGGAAACAUCACUCCCGAAUUGGAACAGCUGGCAGCAGAGAGCGAGAACAGCCAGAGUCACUGAUGGGCAGCAGUUUGCUGGAAGAAUCUACAGUGCACAGUAAGAAUCUCAUCUCCAUGAACUCUCAGCCCAGCCUUGGUGUUGAGUCUCUGCACCUGCCAGACACUGAGUCUAUUAUUGGAGUGGAGGAGGGUGAGACCAGCUGCUCUUUUUUCCGUCCUCUUAUAUGUGGUGACUGAAGUGAGAUCGACCGUUCCUCCUAGAGACUCGCCAUGUGGCAGCGAACGUUGCUUUAACUGUGCACAGAGCAGGUGGGUAGAUGGAGAACGAAUCAUAAAACUGGAGUUGGAGAAGACCUGCCAGACCAAGUUUCUCUCUUGCAGAGCUUAAAAGGUGAAGUCUGCUGCUUAGGUGUCAUUUAGCCCAUGUCGUGGAACGCCAUUUCAAAACUGUUUAUGCAGUCCAUUCUCCUAAAGCCUAAUGCGUUUGUUUUGCUGGAAGCACCUAGGAGCCCCAGUUAAGGACCAGGACCUCAUUGUGCUAGGCACCGUACAAACAUCCAGUAUUUUGAGCAACAGGCCUUCCUUCCAUCCUUUACCUUCAGAGACUAUAUUCUAAUCCAUCUCACUGUCAGAAGCUGACUUACUUUCUGAAAUAAAUGUUCUACUUGAUAUCAUUUAAUUACA